AUGACGAAUGUCACGGCUUUUCCACAGGUUCGAGACUUCCUGAGAAAAUGUAAUCUUUCGCAGUAUUAUGACAGAUUCAUAUCCGAAGGAUUCGAUCAGCUACAAUUCGAAAGAACCGAAAUUUUCGAGGAGCUCCUUGAUGUCACCGAAUAUGAUCUGAUAGCUAUGGACGUCAAAAGAGGCCAUCGAAGGCGAUUGCAAAGAGAAAUCGCCUCAAUGAAGGGAGUUCCCCAAAAUAUGCCGUUAUACAUUCAACAUGGGACGGUAUUAGAAGACUCUUGUGCACUCGCGGAUCAUAAUGCUUCACAAAAAAUUCCUUACGUUAAUGGAACUUCAAAUUCAAGUGGAGCGACCGUUGUAUCCCCUCAAAUAAGAAGCAGGUCAACAAGAGACGAUGAUCCUCAGGAUCCACCAGAUUCCACGGAAGGUGGAAGUACUAAGCGUAAAUAUAAACGUCACCCAAAAAGGGAUAAGAACGCCCCCGUGAAGCCACUUUCCGCUUAUGUCAUGUUCGCUCAUAAAGUUCGCGAAGAGUACGCAGGGCAGAAUAUUUCAUUUCCCGAAAUGGCAAAGAUCGUCGGUGAUCGUUUGAAAACUGUCAGCCCCGAGGUUAAAGAGGCGAUCGAGAAUGAAGCCGCCAAAGCAAAGGAGGAAUACCAAGCGGCCAUGGCAGUGUAUAAGACAACUGAUUAUUGGAAGGCUCAAUUCUUCAUUGCAGCUCGAGAUUCAAGUAAAUCACGUAAGAGACAAAAUAUCGAACCCUCACCAGAUUCAGAUAAUGCGACACCUUCAGGUUAUUCUAGUACGCGGUCAACUUCCGUUGGAUAUGAGAACGGAAGUGGAAAUAUAAGCAGUGGAAGCAGUAAUGGAAACGGGAAUGGACAACAUUCCAAACAUCAAUUUCUUCCAAGUUCAUAUUCUAAUCAUGGGUAUCAACAACAUCAUCCAAAUUAUCCCCCCCACUCAAGCAGCUAUAUUCCUCCAUAUACACAUUACAACCCAUCUAUGCCGCCUUUCGGAUAUACGAACAAUAGCAUCGGACAAAAUGUCAGUAGCACUUUUGUAACCCCACCAUCAAGUAACAGUAACGGCACCCCGUCAACCACGUUGGCAGACUUUACCAGACAAGUUUUCGAGGAUUCCGACAACUCAACUUCAAGUUCAAACACUCCUCCUGCCGCUUUUGUGGAAACUGAAGAGAACCAAAGUAGUAAACAAGCGCAAAAAAAAACGAGAACAGAUCGCUAA
This is a messenger RNA of Funneliformis mosseae, 1248 nucleotides long. NCBI's taxonomy places the organism in Eukaryota, Fungi, Glomeromycota, Glomeromycetes, Glomerales, Glomeraceae. The record is from the annotation of a GenBank genome assembly.